GGGGGAAAGGCGAGGUGGACGCGCGCGCCAUGCUCGGCUGUCUCCGCCUCCUUCCGGGUAACCAAUCACUGGCGAGACGCCGGGCGCGCGCGCGCUCCCUCGGGUAACGGUCGCGAGAGGCCGCUUGCCUGACCCUGACAUCGGCAGCGGGAGCGGCGGCCAGACUCUCUUGGAAGUUUAGGAUAUUUCACAGUUCUGAAUGUUAGCCACUGAAAAUGCCAGUAGACGAUGAAGCCUCUGAAGAUGACACGGAUUCACUUUCCUCAAACAGUCCAAGAACAUUUAUUUUCCAAUAAGAGAAUAUAACAAUUUCUGUACACUAUGGAAGAGUUUGACUUGGUGAAAACCUUACACAAAACUUCAUCUUCUGUAGAAUCUGAUAAAAAUUCUCUUCAUUCUCUUGGACUGAACUUAAAUACUGAUAGAAGUAGUCCCCACCUUAGUACAAAUGGGGUAUCCUCUUUCUCAGGGAAGACCAGACCAUCUGUAAUUCAAGGUACAGUUGAAGUCCUAACUUCUUUAAUGCAAGAGCUACAAAACAGUGGAAAGACUGAUUCGGAACUUUGGAAAAACUGUGAGACCAGGUGGUUACAGCUAUUCAAUUUGGUGGAGAAACAAUGCCAAGAACAGAUAGUUGCCCAGCAGGAGCAGUUCCACAACCAAAUUCAACAUAUACAGGAGGAGAUAAAAAAUUUAGUCAAAUUACAGACUAGUAGUGCUUCCUUGGCUUCCUAUGAAGGAAAUUCUUCAAACAAACAACUAUCUUCGGAAAGUCAAAUGGGUUUUUUUUCUGAAAGCAGUGAGAGAAAUGAAUCUGUUAUCCAUUAUCCUGAAUCCACAGAACCUGAAAUAGAGCAAGAAAUGUCCACGUCACAACCAGACUGCAAUGUGGAUAGUUGCUCAGUAAGCAGUGGAUAUGGCACAUUUUGUAUCUCAGAAUUAAAUCUGUACAAAUCUAAAGACCCUAAGGAGUUCAUGGAGCACGUAAAUGUUCCCAAAGGACAGUAUGUGUCACCUGCAGUGCCGGCUGCGUCACUUGUAGAUGGUGUGAAAAAUGAGAAUUUUUAUAUACAGACUCCUGAAGAGUGUCAUGUGUCUUUAAAGGAAGAUGUAUCCAUUUUUCCUGGUGAAUUUGAACAUAAUUUUCUUGGUGAAAAUAAGGUUUCUGAAGUAUACAGUGGGAAAACAAAUAGUAAUGCUAUAACAUCAUGGGCACAAAAACUGAAGCAGAACCAACCAAAGAGACCACAUGUAGAAGGUGGAGUUUCAAGAUCUAAACAAGGAAAUGAGCAAAGCAAGAAGACACCAAUUGAGAAAUCUGAUUUUGCUGCUGCUACACAUCCUCGUGCUUUUUACCUCAGUAAACCAGAUGAAACUCCAAAUGCUUGGAUGUCUGAUUCAGGAACAGGAUUGACCUACUGGAAACUAGAGGAAAAGGAUAUGCACCACUCUUUGCCUGAAACUUUAGAGAAGACGUUCAUAUCAGUGUCUUCCACAGAUGUGUCACCAAACCAGUCUAAUACUAGUAAUGAGAUGAAGCUACCAUCACUGAAGGAUAUUUAUUAUAAAAAACAAAGGGAAAACAAGCAGUUACCUGAAAGGAAUCUCACUUCUGCUUCCAACCCAAAUCAUCCACCAGAGGUCCUGACUCUAGAUCCAACGUUACACAUGAAGCCAAAGCAGCAGAUUUCAGGGAUUCAACCGCACGGCCUUCCGAAUGCCCUUGAUGACAGAAUAUCCUUUUCCCCGGACUCUGUUCUAGAGCCUAGUAUGUCUACUCCCUCUGACAUAGACUCAUUUUCACAAGCAAGUAAUGUCACUUCUCAGUUACCUGGAUUUCCAAAAUAUCCCUCACACACAAAAGCUUCUCCGGUGGACUCUUGGAAAAAUCAGACAUUCCAAAAUGAAAGUAGGACCAGUUCCACGUUUCCGUCAGUAUAUACCAUUACUAGUAAUGAUAUCUCGGUCAACACUGUAGAUGAAGAAAACACUGUCAUGGUCGCUUCGGCCUCAGUCAGUCAGUCCCAGCUUCCAGGUACAGCCAACAGUGUCCCAGAAUGCAUUUCAUUGACUUCCUUGGAAGAUCCUGUGAUAUUGUCUAAGAUUAGGCAGAACCUGAAGGAAAAGCAUGCUCGACACAUAGCAGAUCUUCGAGCUUAUUAUGAAUCAGAAAUAAAUAGUUUGAAACAGAAGCUGGAGGCAAAAGAAAUCUCUGGAGUUGAAGAUUGGAAGAUAACCAAUCAAAUUCUCGUAGACAGAUGUGGCCAAUUAGAUAGUGCUUUGCAUGAAGCUACCAGUUGCGUGAGAACACUUGAAAAUAAGAAUAACUUACUGGAAAUUGAAGUGAAUGAUUUGAGAGAACGCUUCAGUGCAGCCAGCAGUGCUUCCAAAAUUUUGCAGGAACGAAUUGAAGAAAUGAGAACAAGCAGUAAAGAAAAAGACAAUACCAUCAUUCGACUAAAAUCUAGACUGCAAGAUUUAGAAGAAGAAUUUGAAAAUGCUUACAAACUCUCGGAUGAUAAAGAAGCUCAACUAAAACAAGAGAACAAAAUGUUUCAAGAUCUUUUAGGAGAGUAUGAGUCCCUUGGAAAAGAACACAGGAGAGUAAAGGAUGCAUUAAAUACAACUGAGAACAAAUUGCUUGAUGCAUAUACUCAGAUUUCUGAUUUGAAAAGAAUGAUUUCAAAACUUGAAGCUCAGGUCAAGCAAGUAGAACAUGAAAAUAUGUUAAGCCUUCGUCAUAAUUCUAGAAUUCACGUGAGACCCUCGCGUGCCAAUUUUCAUUCUAAUAGCACACUAGCAACUUCAGACGUCAGCAGGCGGAAAUGGCUGAUUCCAGGUGCAGAGUAUUCCAUCUUUACCGGCCAGCCUCUGGACACCCAGGACAGUAAUGUGGAUAACCAGCUGGAGGAAACCUGUAGCCCUGGGCACCGUUCACCUCUGGAAAAGGAUUCUUCACCUGGAAAUUCAUCAACAAGCUUGUUGAUAAAAAAGCAAAGAGAGACUUCAGACAUGCCGAUCAUGAGAGCUUUAAAAGAACUUGAUGAGGGAAAAAUGUUUAAAAAUUGGGGGACACAGACAGAGAAAGAGGACACCUCAAAUAUAAAUCCUCAGCAAACUGAAACUUCAGUUAAUGCAAGUCGUUCUCCAGAAAAGUGUGCCCAACAGAGACAAAAGAGACUUAAUUCGGCCUCACAGAGAUCAUCAUCUUUACCACCUUCAAAUCGUAAAUCAAGUACUCCAACAAAAAGAGAGAUUAUGCUAACACCAGUGACUGUGGCUUAUAGUCCAAAGCGAUCCCCUAAAGAAAACUUGUCCCCAGGAUUUAGUCAUCUGCUUAGCAAAAAUGAGAGCAGUCCGAUUCGAUUUGAUAUACUUUUGGAUGAUUUAGAUACUGUUCCUGUGUCUACAUUACAACGUACCAAUCCAAGAAAGCAACUCCAGUUUCUUCCUCUAGAUGGCUCGGAAGAAAAAACGUAUUCUGAGAAAGCCACCGAUAACCAUGUUAAUCAUAGCUCUUGCCCUGAACCGGUGCCAAAUGGAGUGAAGAAAGUAUCUGUGAGAACAGCCUGGGAGAAGAAUAAGUCAGUUAGCUAUGAACAGUGUAAGCCGGUUUCAGUCACUCCACAGGGGAAUGAUUUUGAAUAUACGGCAAAAAUUCGGACCCUAGCUGAAACAGAACGAUUUUUUGAUGAACUUACAAAAGAAAAGGACCAGAUUGAGGCAGCACUAAGCAGGAUGCCUUCUCCUGGAGGACGAAUCACUUUACAGACAAGAUUAAAUCAGGAAGCCUUGGAAGAUCGUUUGGAAAGGAUUAAUCGAGAACUGGGUUCAGUUCGCAUGACGCUAAAGAAAUUCCAUGUUUUGCGCACCUCUGCAAAUCUUUGAGAUUUGUAGCCAUUAAAUUUUGAGACAUUUUUGUUUGCACUAAUGUAUAAUUAUGCAGUCAGAAAAGGCAAACUAUUUUGUACUGUUUAUAAGCCUUCAAACAGUAGUUUUACAAUCAUGCUAUUCUUACACUUGCUAUUUUAUACUUCAAAUGGCCACAUAUUUUCAAGAUAUUUUUGUUAUGCUCAGGAAUCUCUUGUAUAUUUUACUAUUUAAAAAGCAUUAUUUUUAAAUAGUAUAUGUCUCCAAUUUAUAUCAAGAAUAAGGAAAUAUAAACAGGGGAAGCAGCUUGUUUCUAAACAAAUAGUGUUAUCCUUUUACAAUUAACUUUGCACACCAAUUUUAUAAACUUGUUCUACAUUGUAAAUACAAUUCAUUUUUUAAAAAAUAAAGCUUAAUAGCUUCCAUAAUGAUAGACUAGUACAUGCUGAAUACAUAAACAAUUACAGUGUACCUUGGAUUUCAGGUGUGUUGAGGUUUUUAAAAAAUGAUAAUGCAAUUCCUAUUUGAAACAUGUCUUAGAGUGAAUAUCAGAAUAGUAAUAAUGGACUCUUGGAAAGCUUUGAAAACUACAUGAAUAUAACUCAUUUUCUUUAAACUUUAUUGUCUGUAAGAGAAAAAUGAGAGAGAUUGUAAUUCUCUAAUUUUAUCUUUUCUAAAAAAGUUAAACAAUUGGAGAGCCUGCUCUGGAGGGCUCUCAGCGUAGCUCUCUGCCCAUUGUUCUGAAUUAACUUGUGUCCCACCCUGGACAAUAAAUGGACAGAUAAACCCUUUGAAAUACAAGCCACCACCCCAUGAGGGAUUAAGAGGGCAGCCUGGUUUUCUUAGUGUGCAUGGCUUCAGCUGUCCGUCGUAGUUGUCAUCUGGAUAUGUUCACCCCUUUCCACUCCUUCACCCUGGCCAAAAGGAAAAUAUUUCCAUUGUAGGUGCUUUAAGAACACGAGACUUUAGAUCAUCACAAUCUACUGUAUUUGUUAAUGGACAGGGAGUGUGUCCAGAUGGAGCCUGGUGCCUUCCCCUCAGCCUUGCAGAGGGCUCCAACCCACUGCCUCUGUGGUAGCCGCUGGCUCUCAGAAGUAGCGCGUGGGCAGGAGUCUCUCCUCUGAUCCAGGAGCAUUGGCAGGUUUGUGUUGGGACUGCUGGUUAAGUUGGAGCUGUGUAACCGCUUACUUUUUGGUAGCCAGUCAGAACGCAGUGCCCCACAUAAUUCCCGCUCGGUACAUGUUGAUAAACAGACUCAUCCAAACUUUCAAAAUGGAUUCGUACUAAACAUGCUCAGAUUUUAAAUUUUGGUUUGCUUUUGAGCUUUUCCUCUUUAUGUGGCUCUUAAUAAUAAGUAGUUAGAAUGAACCAAGCCAUCCCAGUUAUUCCAAGCAGGCUUUCAAACGACCUUUGAGCACCCUUCACCUGGCUGGUCCCCAGGCCAGGGGUCCGCAGCCCUGCUCCCUUCUCAGCAAGGAGUGCGGCCUGUCUGACAGUGCAGUUGAACCUUUGCUCCCUACUCCUGCAACUUUUGAAGACUUCAGGCUAAUCAAAAUUACUUAUAAUUAGAAUCAAGUGCCUUUAUUCUUGUUUUUUAUUUUUAUUUUAUUUUAUUUAUUUAUUUUUUUAGAUGGAGUUUUGCCCUUGUUGCCCAGGCUGGAGUGCAAUGGCAUGACCUCAGCUCACUGCAACCUCUGCCUCCCGGGUUCAAGCGAUUCUCCUGCCUCAGCCUCCCGGGUAGCUGGGAUUACAGGCAUCUGCCACCAUGCACAGCUAAUUGUGUGUGUGUGUAUCUUUUUUUUUUUUUUUUUUUUUUUUUUUUUAGUAGAGAUGGUGUUUCACCAUGUUGGCCAGGCUGGUCUCAAACUCCUGAACUCAUGUGAUCCGCCUGCCUCGGUCCCCCAAAGUGCUGGGAUUACAGGCAUGAGCCACCACAUCUGGCCUAUUCUUGGUAUUCUUUAUUCUUGGUUUUCUAGCCUUAAAAAAAAAAAUCUAGUCUUGGUAAAGAAAAUGUUCAUUUUAAUCAAGCUCCAGUACAGGUUGUGUCAAGACCUAGUAAGACCACCUUUAAUGUGUUCCUGGAUAUGACGUUAAAAACUAACUUGAAAAUUGUUAGGAUAUUUCCUUGUUCCCUACUUUUAUUGUAAAAUCUACUACAUUCUUAAGAAUUAAAAAAUGCCAUUUCAGAAGAUAGUUUUAUCUUGCCAAGGAAUUAUCUUCUUAGUAGCCUAUAUUGGCUUAUUCCAAAAAAGGCGUUAAGCUCCAUCAAAACAUCUUCUGCGCCUCUCUCUCAGCAUAUGCUUUGAUAUUUGAAGUGUGUAAUAGAUUGGAGCUAUCAGUCACUUAUUUCUAAAAAAUGUAUUCUUUUUUCUUCAUAGCUGUGAAGAGGGAUACCAAGGAAAAUUCUUUCUGCUAUCUUUCUCUUUGGUAAUGCUUAUCUUAUGAACACUCAACUGAAAAAACACUCCACCUAAAAGUAGGAAAGAUGGCAAUUCUAAAUAGCAGCUAUUAUCCCGGGGUGUAAACUAUUUUUGUUGUUGGCUUGGGGCUGUGCUGCAGGUAUUAAUAGUUAAAAA
This is a messenger RNA of Nomascus leucogenys (northern white-cheeked gibbon), 6446 nucleotides long. It is a transcript of the gene MPHOSPH9, whose product is annotated as M-phase phosphoprotein 9. The record is from RefSeq and is a predicted model, not a curated record. NCBI's taxonomy places the organism in Eukaryota, Metazoa, Chordata, Mammalia, Primates, Hylobatidae. Gene Ontology annotation, cellular component: centriole.